This is a messenger RNA of Funneliformis mosseae, 933 nucleotides long. The record is from the annotation of a GenBank genome assembly. Lineage: Eukaryota; Fungi; Glomeromycota; Glomeromycetes; Glomerales; Glomeraceae.
AUGAGUACUCAAAUCUCUUCCGCCACCUCGCAUCAUCUUCACGGUUUUCACUAUUCUACAACCGACUUCCAACAUUUUAAAAAACGUCCAUUUGAUCAAAAUGCUUUUAACCAAGAAACCGCAGAGCAAUUACAUAACACAUAUAAAAAAAUAAAAACAGCCACAUCUGUAAAUUCUUCAUUAUCGCAGCAACCCCAAACACAUGCCACACCUCCAUUUGGUACAUCUAGAAAUAUUGGUAAAAGAGAUGUCGGAAAUGAUAUUGAAACAAGUUUACUUUCAAAUGUUCCCCGGAUUAUCGAUUUAUCCACGGGAGAGUCUUUAGAAUCGAUCCCAUCCUUGGAACAUUUACAGAGCAGAAAACUGAAACGUCCAAUAGAAUUAGUUGAGAAUCAAGUUAACUUGUCUAGUACUCUUGAACCUGUGGAGGAGAGCAAGAAUAAUUCACUUCAUUCACAUAAAAGACUUCGAACUUCCAAAGAACAUAUGUGCAAUUUUAUUGAAGAGGACGAAGAAAUGAUGAACUCUAGAAUUUAUGGACCUGUUGUCUUAAAAGAACUUAAAACUGGUUCUAAUACAAUUUCAUCUAAUAAAGCAAAACCUGUAGAAAAUCAAUCCCUGUCACGAUAUAAAAAAUCGACUUCAAAUAUAUCAUUUACACUUCCUUAUCAAAAAGCGAUGACUAGAUAUAUGCGUUCACAAUUCCAGCACUUGAAUAACGAAGAGUUUGAAAAUGAGGGCAAACAAUUGAUUUUAUAUCGUCCAAGAAACGAGGAUUAUUUUAUGAAUUCACUUAUUGAGGAUAACAAUAGCAUGAAAGACGAAACUGAUGAUAAAAUAGUUGAAAUUGAUGAAACAAUGUAUUUGAAUGAUCAAAAUGGUGAAACCAAUUAUAACAUGAAUGAUGAGGAUGAUCAAAUGGAAAUUGAUUGA